Closterium sp. NIES-65 is the source of this 462-nucleotide messenger RNA. The record is from the annotation of a GenBank genome assembly. NCBI's taxonomy places the organism in Eukaryota, Viridiplantae, Streptophyta, Zygnematophyceae, Desmidiales, Closteriaceae.
AUGGACGUGCUCUGCAAGUAUGCCCCCACACCCAGUGGGUCGUCCAGCUUUGGCAUUCUCAUUCUUGAGCUCAUGACGGGCCGUCACGCCACCACCACUUGUCUCGACGUUCCUUCCAAUGAAGAGGCGGGCCAACAGCUGCACAACCUUCCCUGGGUCCAGCAGCAGCUGGCUCAAUCCGGCAGCAGGGCGGUCGUGGCAUGGCUGAAGCAAGCGCGCAUGGAGGCGCGGGAUGACUUGGUGUUGACGGUGGUGCAGCUGGCACUGCGUUGCACGUCUAAGCAGAGCGCCACGCGGCCAGCCAUGGGGGUGAUUGCAGCCGAGUUGGAGGCCGUGCUGGUGGCACUGGGCGGUGCACACAGAAAUGCCGGUGCCCGCCAGGUGGAUCUAGAGGUGGAGUCGCAGAAAAUGUCUGCUACGUGUUUGGAUACGGAGAUUGCUCGUCUAAAUGACAUGUUGUGA